Molecule: messenger RNA, 5032 nt
Organism: Loxodonta africana (African savanna elephant)
Lineage: Eukaryota; Metazoa; Chordata; Mammalia; Proboscidea; Elephantidae
Gene: TIMP4
Product: TIMP metallopeptidase inhibitor 4
Exons: 5
Coding region: 147-821 (224 amino acids)
Biological process (GO): negative regulation of membrane protein ectodomain proteolysis; response to cytokine; response to hormone
Cellular component (GO): extracellular matrix
Molecular function (GO): metalloendopeptidase inhibitor activity; protease binding
Source: RefSeq, a predicted model, not a curated record
GGUGGAGUCCAUCGGGGAGGGACUGGCCCUUGGGCCGCCCAUAAAGCCUAGGGCGAGGGGCCCAACGCCUUCUGAAGGAGUCCUGGAGGGUCUGUUUGGUCUGACAGACCCCACAGGCUCCGGCGUGGUCGGCGCUCUGCGGUGUCAUGCCCCGGGGCCCCCAGGCUGCGCCAGGCUGGGCGCUGUUGCUGCGGUUGCUGGCCCUGCUGCGGCCCCCCGCGCUGAGCGAGGCGUGCAGCUGCGCCCCUGCGCACCCCCAGCAGCACGUCUGCUAUUCAGCGCUAGUGAUCCGGGCCAAAAUCGCCAGUGAGAAGGUAGUUCCUGCCAGUGCAGACCCUGCCAACACCCAAAAAAUGAUCCGGUAUGAAAUCAAACAGAUAAAGAUGUUUAAAGGGUUUGAGAAAGUCAAGGAUGUUCAGUAUAUCUAUACACCUCUGGAUUCCUCUCUCUGUGGUGUGAAACUAGAAGCCAACAGUCAGAAACAAUAUCUCUUGACUGGUCAGGUCCUUAAUGAUGGAAAAGUCUUCAUCCAUCUGUGCAACUACAUCGAACCCUGGGAGAACCUGUCCUUGUUGCAGAGGGAAAGUCUGAAUCAUCAUUACCAUCUAAACUGUGGCUGCCAAAUCACCACCUGCUAUACAGUGCCCUGCACCAUCUCGGCCCCCAACGAGUGCCUCUGGACAGACUGGCUAUUGCAGCGGAAGCUCUAUGGGUACCAGGCCCAGAAUUAUGUUUGUGUGAAGCAUGUUGAUGGCACCUGCAGCUGGUACCGGGGCCGCCUGCCCCUCAGGAAGGAGUUUGUGGACAUCAUCCAGCCCUAGGGACCAGUGGCUACCACAUCCCCCUGAGAGUUCUGAAGACCAAGCUAGUUCUUCCCUGCAGACCUCUGACCAUCACCACCUGCCUCAUCACUUCCAGACAGUGGGAAGUAUCAAGUGGACAAUCUGCCAGGGCUUAAGGCAGGGAUGGGGGCACAUUACAGCUUGUAUCCAAGAUUCCAGCCCAGAACCUGUCAAGAGCUAGGGAAGGUCACAUGACUUUUCUGUCCGGUUCUCAGCCUUUCUCCCCUGCCUCUCAACCCCUUUAGUCUAGCUUGUGCCUCUUACUGAGAGUUUCCCCUUGAUUCUGGCUCAGUUUAUUUGCGAAAGCCAUUCAUUCCCCCCCAAAGUGUGUUUUCUUUUGUCUUAACUGAUUUGAUAGGGGAGAAAUGGUGAAUAUUAUACAUGUAAGAUGGUGUAGUCUUGUGAUGUACAACAUCAGAAGGUGGUUGACAGUAUCAUAAACAGGCUGACUUGGGGCAAUGAAAAGAACAGUAUACCAUGGCUGUGUAUCCUCUACCCCUCCUGCCUCAACUCAUCCUGAUCCUCUGAGAUACUUUCAUCUGUCUGUAGGAGUGACUUGGGGGUAGAGAGUCACUCAGUAUGACAGCUAGAAGGGUCUAACCUCCCUCCUCAUACUGGAGUCCCCACUAUACCAUUCCUGGCAGAGGGUCCGACCCAGUUAACUCAUCUCUUUAGACAGGAAUAGACUUAGAUAUUGACUCUCCAGGUUAACUAUCCCCAGUGCCCUCAAAUGAUGUCCACAAGGCUUUUCUCCUAUCUCUUUUAUCCAUUCUGCCACUCUGUCUUUUUAUUGGUGCAUUUAGCCCGUUUACAUUCAGUGUAAUUAUUGAUAGGUUCUCCUAUCUCCCUUAAAGAGUCCUUCUCUACUAGAUUACUAAUGUCUUUGUUCCCACUUCAGAGCUCUUUUUAAUACCAAAAUUCCUUUCUCUUGUACAAUUUAAAUCCUCUUCAUCAGAUUUUUGACACUCCAGAGAGAUCUUAUGAAGUCCUCUCUUGAGGGCAAAGUUUGGAUGAGGGACAGAAGAGAAAUAACAUAAAAUAUGAUAGGUAGGAAGUAUACUUUACAACUGUUAUUUUUUACAGUGGCCAGCCCUGUGUAUGUGUUGCAGCAGGAAAAAGCCAGCUUUGAUACCCCAGAGAGCACCCCCAUCCUUCAGCUCAUUCCCCUCACCACUGUGUCCUGGACUCCCAGAGACCUCCGGGCAGAGGCUUCUUAGGGCUCCUUAGCCUCUGCAAGGCUUCCUGACUUGCCUGAAAGGGAAAGCCCUGAUGUUGGCCUCACGGAUUUAUUAAGGACAGGGGCUUAAAAUUCCAGACUUUUUCCCUGGGGAAGCUGUGGCAAAGAUGAAGGAGAUGGUUCUUUUAAAGGCCCAAGGUUGUUAUUCAUCUUCUGUGUGUGGUUUGCCGAUGAGCAGAGCCAUGCACAAUGUGGCAGAGGAAGGCUCUGGAUUCAUAGAAAUGGUACAGGUGGUGAUCUGUUUUGGAGAAGGGCGUUGGAAGGGAAACAAACAUGAUCUCUGUCCCAGAGUACAACGCUUAGAACACUUGGCAGAAAAUCUCCACUGGUGGGUUAAGCAGGAUCACAACCUGACCACACAGGCCUGGGGCAGAGGAUGUGGGAACAUGGGAGAAGAAGAAAGUUUUGAGUUCUAGGUUGCCGUGGAGGAAAAACAUUAGCAAUAGCCUCCUUACCAACCAAUCAUCGCACCUUUCUGCUCCCUCUGACAUCCUAGGGUGGCCUGAGAAGGCAUAGGGUUAACCUGAGCCUUAUCACAGUCUUGAGGAAGCCAAGGAAAGGAAGAGUCUGGUGAAUAAUAGCAGAAACAAUACCUUACAUCUGGGGAGUGCUUUACACUUUUCCAGAAGGCUAUUACUUAAAGCAUCUCAUUUAAUUUUGUAAGUACCAUAUUAGAUAUCCUGGUCAGGAAUAAUUAUGCCCACUUGACUCUCCUCUCAGGACACUGACAGAUGGUGAGGGAGGGUAACUGGUCCAAUGGCAGAGCUCGGGCUAGAAUCGGAGCAGUGGGAACUUCUGAUUGUUGGUCCAUAGGUUUGUUACUUUUUCUUCCCUUGUUUCUGCUCUUCUCUAUCCUGUCUCCAGAUUUUGAAGACAAGCUAAAAUACAGCCACUCCCGCCCCAUAAUGCAGCUCCAUAGUCCAACCCCAAUGGGGUCUUUGGGGUUGAGAUGCUGAGGCCCUUGCCAGGGCCCCAUUGUCACCGUGUGGCUAAGUUCGGAGUGGAAACAACAGAGAGACCAAAGUCCCCACUCAGCCACCUACCAUCUCUUUGUGGUUGGGAUAGUAAGUCUGCUCAAUGAGUGGGAACUUUUCUCCUCCCAGUGUCUUGUAAAUGGCCACCAUCUGGGCAAACUGCAAAAGAGAAGCAAAUGUUUAAGUUUAUUUAAGACAACUUUGGGAACAGACAGAUAAAAUAUCAGUCAACCAAACAAAUAUUUAUUGAAAAUUUGCUCUGUUGAGGGCUUUGUGCUAAGUGCUUUGAGGAUAUAAAAAAGGUGUACAAUUCCCAUCCUCAAGGAACAUAUGGUUUAGUUGGGGGAGGGAGAAAGAGUGAACUAACAUACAUUAUUUACCCACUUUUAAUGGUAUUUAAUUCAAUCCUCAUAUCAAAUGGAUAAACUAGGUAUUUAUCAUCUUCAUUUUACAUAUAAGGCUCAGAGAGGGUCAGUAACGUAUCUAAAGUCACAGAGCUGCAAAGAGGUGAAGUUAGGAUUGAAACUUGGGUCUCUUGACCCACGAGAUGAUGGUAAAAGAUGAGCUGAAUAGCUCAUGGCCAAGUCAUGGGAGUUCAAAUGUCAGAUAAAGGAACUGUAGCUUUUUUCAAUACACAGUAUGGAGUCAUCAGAUUUUGAGCAGUGAUGUCAUGAGUGGACCUGUUCUUCAGGAAGAUUUAGAUGGUCACAGUAUACAGGAUAGACAGACCCAGUAUUCUGGGACUUACUAGCUAUCCAAAGACUGAACUCACUGGAACUUCUCCUACCUAUGAGAAACUAGAACAGUUCCAUGGUGAGGAGGAGCUCAUACAUACAGUGUCAGGGUUAAAAGGUCUUUGGCAACAUCUAGCAUCACCCUCUACCCUCCCCCUGCCACACACACAUUCUAUACAUGAGGAAACCGAGGCACAGAAGUCACUUGCUCAAGGUCACACGGUAGUUGAGCCAGAUUUAUUCCCAAUCCUUAAUUCUCCCUACUCCUUCAAGUAGCUGCCUUUCAGGCUCUGCAGACACCAUGUUCUUCCUACAGGAAACACAAAGGACCCCUGCUCAGUCCUUUCACACACCACCCACAUACCCAUCCCUGGUGCCCUGGCAGCUGGGAGAAUCCAGUGUCUUCUCUCUAGUACUACUGGAUUAGUUCACACUCCAUGCCACCUGAAUCUGGAAUUCCUAGGAGAAAAUGUUGCCAGAUCAAAAUUAUCUCUUUUUACCAGAGAAGGGGAAGCUAGAACAUUUUUUAAAAGCUCAUGUCUUGUUCUCUAAAAGGGAUGUCGGCACAUAAGCCAUUGAAGGUGAGGUGGGCUGGGGCAGUAAAAGUUCAGAACAGGGUUGUUAAAAAACUGCAGUCUUCUGGUUCUUGUUCUGCCUCUAAUUUGCUAAGUGUCCUUGGUCAAAUUUUCCUCUCUGGGCCUCAUUUUCUUCAUAUAUAAAAUGAGAUGGUUGAAUUUGAUUGGUUCCUUAACCUUUUUACCACACACACACACACACACAAAAUCCUUUUGUUAUAUUUCCUCUCAAACUCCAUUAUAAAACAGCAUUUUAAGUGAUGACUUGUUGUGGUCCUUUUGUGGGUAAAUAUAGAACUUUGUCACCAUUUUUGAAAUGCUAGAAAACACUGGAAUUCUUGGCUCACUCCUUUAGUGACACACAGUUGGUGAUUCUAGAUCCCUAAGGCCUCCUCCAGGACUGAAAGUAUGAUUCAUGGGCUCUCAACCUCUAAAGAUUUUAUUGUUGAAAGAGACUUUAGAGAGCCUCUAGACUAGCCCUCUCCUUUUAUAAAUGAGGAGAUUGAGGCUAGGAAGCAGGGAAAGGGUAGGCUCCCAGACCACACCUGGAGUUGGGCUGAGCUGGGACAGCACCCAGGUCUCUUUUCACCUUGCCCAGCGCAUUCUCCAUUAUACCUUGCUGUCACACCAUUCUUUGGUUUUUCAGCUUGCUUUGACCAUCAAGACCAAU